Molecule: messenger RNA, 806 nt
Organism: Silurus meridionalis
Lineage: Eukaryota; Metazoa; Chordata; Actinopteri; Siluriformes; Siluridae
Gene: psmb2
Product: proteasome 20S subunit beta 2
Exons: 6
Coding region: 121-720 (199 amino acids)
Biological process (GO): proteasomal protein catabolic process
Cellular component (GO): proteasome core complex, beta-subunit complex; nucleus; cytosol
Molecular function (GO): peptidase activity
Source: RefSeq, a predicted model, not a curated record
CGGUGACGCGAAAAAAGUGCGCCGCUGAUGUGCUGAGGUUUUGCUGUGUAAUUUCUUUCUGUCUCCGUUCAGUACCGGUGUCGGUAUUAUUUUAUCCUAAGUUUAUUCUACUUUUGCAAGAUGGAAUAUUUGAUUGGUAUUCAGGGUACAGACUUUGUCUUGGUUGCGGCCGAUAACGUGGCCGCCAGCAGCAUCAUCAAAAUGAAACACGAUUAUGACAAAAUGUUUAAACUGAGUGAGAAGAUCCUGUUGCUGUGUGUCGGAGAAGCUGGAGAUACAGUACAGUUUGCAGAAUACAUUCAGAAAAAUGUCCAGCUCUACAAAAUGAGAAAUGGAUAUGAGCUCAGUCCAGCGGCCGCUGCAAACUUCACCAGGAAGAACCUAGCAGAUUAUCUGCGCAGUCGGACUCCUUACCAUGUGAACCUGCUUUUGGCCGGAUAUGAUGAGACAGACGGACCUGGACUGUACUAUAUGGACUACAUGUCGGCGUUGGCUAAAGCCCCUUUCGCUGCACACGGAUAUGGCGCUUUCCUCACUCUGUCCAUCAUGGACAGAUACUACAGGCCAGAUCUGACACGUGACGAAGCCGUAGACCUUCUGAAGAAGUGUAUAGAAGAGCUCCACAAACGCUUCAUCCUGAACUUGCCCUCAUUCACCGUUCGUUUGAUCGACAAGGACGGCAUUCACGACAUGGAGAAGAUACUUGUGGGGGCAAAGUGACAGUCUGCUGUGGCAUCUACACACCAUCACUCUUUUGUACUGCAUAUCUAAUCCUUUAUGUUCAAAUAAACCUUCAGCCUGGUUAA